Molecule: messenger RNA, 1527 nt
Organism: Brassicogethes aeneus
Lineage: Eukaryota; Metazoa; Arthropoda; Insecta; Coleoptera; Nitidulidae
Source: the annotation of a GenBank genome assembly
AUGAGCAAUAGAAUGGGAAAGAAAACCAGCCCGUUGUGGUCUUAUUUUACUGAGGCGGACGAAAAUUUAAAAGCAAAGUGUAAUUUUUGCUCUCAGUUUUUGUCAAUCAAGGGAGGUUUCACUUUUAAUUUAUCAAGGCAUCUUAAAAAUAAACAUUUCCAUGCCUAUAAUUCUCUAAAAGAGACAGCAGGAGAUGCGCCAAUGGAAGAUGAUUCGCCCGAAGCAAGAGUUGUUGAAGUUUCACAACCAAUUCCAAGUACGUCUUCACAAUCAGAGACAAAUUCAGACAUAACAUAUAAAUGCUAUCUUUUGGACUGUUUAAAUUAUAGCGAAAGCCAUUCGGCCGAUAACUUGGCAACUCUUUUGCGGUCUGUUGCUGAAGAAUGGAAAAUUGGAAAUAAAAUUGAAGCGGUAGUUACAGAUAAUGCAGCAAAUGUAGUGGCGGCAAUACGAAAAACAGAGUGGAAGCAUGUGCCAUGCUUUGCACAUACGCUUAAUUUGGUCGUUCAGAAUGCUUUGGAGCAAAUUAAAACAGUCCAAGUAAAAGUCAAACAUAUUGUAGAGCAUUUUAAACGCAGUCCCAAAGCAACUACGUUUCUUAAAUCAAUGCAAAAACAAAUGGGACUACCAAUUUUAGGUUUAAAGCAAGACGUCAUUACACGUUGGAACUCGACUUACGACAUGUUUUAUAGAAUUUUGGAAACUAAAGACGCGCUUUUAUCUACAAUAGCGAUACAUUACCCAAAUGUAGAUACGCUCACUAGUGAUGAUAUUGUUACUUUGCAAAAGUGCUGCGAAGUUUUAGACGUUUUUAAAACUGCCACAGAAGAAAUGAGCAGCGAAACACAAGUAACUGCAUCUAAGAUAAUAUUAAUUAGUUCGGGACUCAAGCAAUAUUGUUCAAGCUACUUACAAGCUAAUUCUGAUUUACCGAGUACAGUGCGGCAAAUGGUCGAAAUAUUAAUCACAUCUCUUGGUAAAAGAUUUUAUAAUAUAGAGCAAAACAAAAUUUUUGCAGAAGCGACGUUUCUGGACCCUAGGUUCAAGAAACAUGGGUUUACAAAUUCUUCAAAUUUCGAUGUUGCUAAGAACAAUAUCACUAGAUACCUAACAAAUUUUAAUGAAGAAGACACGCAGACUGAAAACGCAGCAAAAACAAUAGAAGAGUCUAAAACCACAGAGCCAACACAAAAGUGUUUAUCAAAAAUAUGGGAGAGUUUUGAUCAAAAGGUUUCUAAUCUAAUUGGCACUACUAAUCCAAAAUUUGCUUGCAUGAUCGAAAUUGACAAGUAUCUUCAGGAACCGCUUCUACAGCGAACAGAAAACCCUUUAAAAUGGUGGCAGGAGCGAAAAUCAAUUUAUCCUCGCCUUUAUCAGUUGGCUGUAAAAAAACUUUGCGUUGUUGCGACAUCAGUUCCCAGCGAACGAAUUUUUUCUAAAGCGGGACAGACAGUUACGGACAGACGAAACAGACUUAGCGGUGAAAAAGUUCGACAACUUGUAUUUUUGAAUGUUAAUUUGAAUUAA